ACCAGCAUCGCCGAUCCGCAGCACCGGUCUCUGAUCAGCGCCAGAUGUAGCGAAUUAGGGUCGGUGGGCUAUCAUUAGCCCAUGGAAAGCCAACUCUCCGCAUAAAGCUACCCCAGCCUUGUCAUUCAAUCAGUUCUAGUGGCUGGUCGUCCGGGAACAAUUUGGAAAGUGGAUAUGAAGAACUGGAUCGUAGACCGACCCCCACACAUGUCAACAGUUCGGCCGCCAAUGACAUUUCCCGAUGGAGGGUCGCCCCUGGGGGCUAUGAACACAUCUCGGAGGGAAACGCGGCGAUGCUCUCUCUGAUUUUCUGAGAUGGACAGGACGGAGUUGUCUGGAGAUUCCUUGCGCCCUCGACGAGCCCGGCGACCGUGAUUGUUUCCUGUCUUAAACACACCACUUCCUGUGCCGUACCGCCCAAGAAUUUCUUGUCGACCAUCACUCCAUACACAAGCCGUAAUCGUGUGGAUUCUAAAUAUGGUGCUGUCGCCUCAGAGAAGCAUCUCUCUGGCUCUCGCCUUGAGAGCCAUCACCGGCGCAGCCGCAAUUGAAUGUUAUUUCCUUGACGGGAAGUCUUACACCGAGUCGCGAUUCUACAAUGCCACUGAGCAAGGGGAGCCCUUUCUCUGUGGGGAGGGGCCCGGAAUGUGCUGCUUCGAGAACCAAACUUGCGAGGACGGCAGCUUCUGCCGUGGUAAGGACGGUGACAGAGACAGAUUUACCCGCGAAAUGUGCUCCGAUAAAGGAUGGCCGCCUGAAAAAUGCUCGGCAUUGUGUCCUCAUAAUCGUGAGGCAGGGUCGGAAGUGUCGUUUUGCAAUGCAGCUCAUACAAUGGUGUGUUGCGGCGGCUCCGAUCUUCGGGACGAGUGUUGCGAUAAUGAAGACUACGCUCAGAUUGACGACAGAGGCGUUAUCAUCGCCUUUGGAUCGAAUACCAUCCCACCUGUUCCGCGCGCCACAGUCACCGCGAUACCUUCCAGUGUAGACCUGGGGCCCGAGAGAACCAAGUUGGGUGUCGGUCUGGGAGUUGGGCUAGGAAUUCCACUGCUAUUGAUGUGCACCAUGGCGCUCUUGCUUUUCCAGCGAUACCGACGACUACGGGCCAAUUCAUCUUCCCUCCCUGAAUAUCCGUCGACUAAAGAAACCGGAAUUCCUCUCUCCGCUCCUGCUGUAUCUACGAAGGCACCGGCCCAACUCGACGGCAGGCACGUACGGCCAGAGCUAGCCACGACCGAGCAUUUGCCGCAGGAGCUACAGUAA
Aspergillus candidus is the source of this 1260-nucleotide messenger RNA. RefSeq lists its product as uncharacterized. Bases 478 to 1260 code for a protein of 260 amino acids. The record is from RefSeq and is a predicted model, not a curated record. The transcript has 3 exons. Lineage: Eukaryota; Fungi; Ascomycota; Eurotiomycetes; Eurotiales; Aspergillaceae.